GCGACGCCCGGGACGCGCCGGUGCCGGAGCAGCGCUGUCCCCGCUGUCCCCGCUGUCCCCGCCGCUGCCAUGAGCGCCCCGCAGCCGCGUAUUCUUGAAACCUAUAACAGUCUUACAGACAAACACCUGGUUGGAUAUUUCAGCAAUGCCAGGAUAAGACGACAUCUUCAGAAAUCAGGACUGAUCUCCAGGAGCGGCAGAAUCAUACCGGAGAAGGAAUACCGCCUCAAUGCCAUAAGGAGGGACCACCAGAGACACGUCCAGGGCUGCUUGGCUGAUGCCAUAUAUCAUAAAGUCCUUGACAUUGAGCAUCAUCAUCAGCUGGGGAUUAACAGGAGACUUGACUGUUCUGCAAGGAAAGAGACGAUGGAGUCAGCCAAGAUCGAGCGCUUGAUGGGACAAGUGUCCCCCAUGUACGCCCCCCACCCGCCCGUCGCCCCCAGGAACCACCACGCGCUCUGUCCCUUGGUGUCCGGAGAGCGGACCGGGCGCUCGCUGCGGAGGGGACCCAGACUUAGAUUUGAUUAUGGUGAUGGACGUUAUUAUUUCCGAGCCAAGGAGCCUCCCGUCUCUAAGAGGCAGAGCAGCGAGCUCAAGUUCAGGAACCCCAUGGAUUACAUGUCCGGUGCGUCACCGUACCGGCCCAGCAAGCGCCGCCGCCGCCGCGCGGCCCCGGUGCCGCCGCCGCGCCCGCACGUCGGGGACCGCUGCAUCCCCGGCAUCCGGCGCGGGCUGCCCGUCGAGAGAUGGUUCCACUCCACCACGGGCUUCAAUGAGCAGUUCUUGAUCAAUAAUACCAAUGGGUUCCCCAAGUCCCCAUUAUGCAGCAAUGCCCUGGUCACCAUGAUCUACCUAGGAAAGAGUAAGCACGUGUCGCUCCGUGAUCACAAGGAUGAAAUCAAAGUCUAUCAGCAAUACUGUGGAACAGAAAACAUUUGUGUCUAUAAAGGCGACCUGUUGGAAGGAGACACCUUCCAGUUCAUCUCUAAGAGGUACCUCGGUUACCCGUUCAGCCUCACCUUUUUCCUGAACGGGCUCCAAGUUGACAGGCUGAGCUCUUGCUGUGAGUACAGAGGCUUUCAGACCAAGAGGCCUUGCCGGCUGCAGCGCAGAAACACCUACUUCAGGGUGCUCCACGUGGCAGGAGCCCCUCCUUGCUACAGGUGCUUUCUUGCGAUGGGUCUGGACAAAAAGCUGUACCCUCCCAAGAAGAAGCUGAAGUUCUACUCGAGGGCGCACAUGUGCUCCUGCUCUCCUUACUGCGCGCACAGCCAGCCCUGUGACAGCAACGUGCUGCCCAAAUCCAUUGAAGACUCGGUGUCACUCACCAUAGCCAGCCAAGAGGACAGCGUGGACACUAUCGACGAAACACUCGACUCUGAACAGGAGUGCUGCGAGGAAGAAGAAGAAGAAGAAGAAGGAGAAGAAAUAGAAGGAGAAAUAGGAGAAGUAGAAGAAGAAGCACAAACAGAAGACCGAUCUUUUGUGGAGACCGAAGGCACCGCUCAGGAAACCACCACUCAGGAAACCACCAGUGAAAGUGAAUAUGAUGAAGAUUUUGAAGAUGUGGAAGUUAAUGAAGAGGGACAGAUUGGUGAUCAAAUGAAUGGAAUGUCAAAGUCAUCCUCAAAUGAUAAAAACCGUAAUAUAGACUAUGGAAAGGAGAGUGAAACCUCAUCUCAGAAGGCACUGCAGGCCUCUGACAGUGAGAAAGAUAAAAGAUAUUCUGAUGACAGGGACUGUGAAGAUGAUCUACCAGAGAGGAGGCCUGCAGACUCUCUCUCAUCCAUGAGCACUCAGUGCAGCACUGAGACUGACUCGCAAGCUGAAAUGAAGGCAGACCAUGGGAAUUGCAAAGAGGACUGCAAUAUCAAAAGUACAUCUGAUAGUGCAGCACAUGCACACUGUGGAAAUGAGAAUGGGGAGAAGAAACUGCUCAGAGUGGAGGAAAAUCAAGAGAAUUCUGCACUGAAACAGAAAGGAAUAGAUGAAGCAGACAAGACAAAACCAGAAGAUCUAACAGCAAGGGAAGACACUAGAAUUUUUCAUGAAAACAUAAGGGCAAUGCAGCAUCAAAAUCCUGAGGUUAACGGGGAAUUCAAACAGACUGGGUCAGGAGAAAGUAACAUGAAUGAGGAGGAGGAACGUCCUCCAGUGCCUUGGGAAAGCAGGGUAUUGAGCAAGGAGGAUGGCAACGAAGAGCCUCCUUGGCAUGAGGAAGGAGGGGUUUUUGAAGACUGCAAACCAGUCCAGGAGGAAACAGCAAAAGCAACUGGAAAUGAUCAUCCUGUGAAUUCUGACCCUGAGCCUGGUGAUUUGUGUGCCAAUGAGGAAGAAAAGAAUGCAGCAAAUACAGAGCAUAGUGCCAGUGGAGCAGCAGAUGGAAGGCUCCUGGCAGAAGGGAGGAGAAGCCUGGAUGUGCAGGAGGCAGCAGCACGAGCCGGGGAGGCGACAGGGCCGGGACAAGCCCCGGAGCAGGAUGGGGCUGCUGGGGGAGAUGCUGGCAGCGGAGAGGCCGCAGGAAAAGCUGCAGGGGCAGGGGAUGCACUGCCCCAGGCAGGCACGGGGGCUGCGCUGGGGGAAUCCGCGCCUGAGGAGGGCACCGUGGCACAGGAACGGCCCCCAGGAAAGGGAACAGGGCCGGCAGUGGAGCUGGGCACAGAGGGGUCGCCUGGGGAGCAGCAGGUGCUGGCAGAGGGCAUGGACAGAGAGGUGGUGGCACUGGGCAAGGCAGCAGCUGGCACAGAGGGGUCGCCUGGGGAGCAGCAGGUGCUGGCAGAGGGCAUGGACAGAGAGGUGGCACUGGGCAAGGCAGCAGCUGGCACAGAGGGGUCGCCUGGGGAGCAGCAGGUGCUGGCGGAGGGCAUGGACAGAGAGGUGGUGGCACUGGGCAAGGCAGUGGAGCUGGGCACAGAGGGGUCGCCUGGGGAGCAGCAGGUGCUGGCAGAGGGCAUGGACAGAGAGGUGGUGGCACUGGGCAAGGCAGUGGAGCUGGGCACAGAGGGGUCAGCUGGGGAGCAGGAGGUGCUGGCAGAGGGCAUGGACAGAGAGGUGGCACUGGGAAACGCAGUGGAGCUGGGCACAGAGGGGUCGCCUGGGGAGCAGCAGGUGCUGGCGGAGGGCAUGGACAGAGAGGUGGCACUGGGCAAGGCAGCAGCUGGCACAGAGGGGUCGCCUGGGGAGCAGCAGGUGCUGGCGGAGGGCAUGGACAGAGAGGUGGUGGCACUGGGCAAGGCCGCAGCUGGCACAGAGGGGCCAGCUGGGGCGCUGCCAGGGGGGGAGGCACACAGAGCCGUGCCCCAGGGGCAGGAGGGGGCUGGGGGCACCGCUGAGGAGGAGGCUGCAGACGAAGGCCGCAAAGGAGCAGGAGGGCCCCCAGCAGAGGAGGAGGUGGGCGAGCCAGUGUCCGAGGCAGGGGAGCCCCUGGGGCAGGGAGGGUCUGCAGGGAAGGACACGACGGUGGCGGCUGUGUCAGAGGGAGAGGACGCUGGGGAGGAUGCUGAUGUGGCAGCUACACAUGGGAAUGCCAGAGCUGUGGGCCCUGAAGGAGAAAAGGCUGUUGAAGAAGACUUUUCUGAAGGGGAGGAGGCUUUGGGGAAGCCUGGGGCUCUCUGGGAAGCACCAGGGGAUAUGGAAGCAGGAGAGGCAAUGUCUGGAGGGGAAGGGUUUGUUAAGCCAAGUCAGUUUUCCCAGCUGAAAGUGUCAGAGGAAGAGUGGAUGGAGAUGGGGAAAGCUGUCCCAGGAGCUGCAGCAGCACUUGAGAGUGCUCAGGCUCUCCAGAGAGUGGAGGACACGAGAGAAGAGUCUGUGGAGGCUGACAAGGGUCCUGCACUGGAAGUGGCUCCUGGGUUAGGAGCACUGGGGGGUGCUCGGGGGGAUCCUGUCACUGAGGGGUCAUCACAGGUGGAGGAGACACUGGCAGUGCAGGAGGAGGAGGGCGCAGCAGAAGCACUUUGGAGUGGAAACCCAUCUGAGGGCAGCGAAGCAGAGACAGAGAGAGCAGUGGAAGGAAACCCCGAAGGAGAGGCGGUGGGAGGGUCUGCAGGGGCGGCCGGAGCGGGCUCGGAGGAUGAAGAGGAGGCCACAGAUGGAGCAGCAGGUUCAGAGGAGCCGGCAGCGGGGACAGAGGGGUGGCUGAGGUGUGGGCAAGCGGGAGGGCAGGGGAGGUGUCCCGGGGAGGGAGCGGCGGCGGGGCCGUGCGGGAGCCGGGCCGGGGAGCCGGGGCUGGUGGCCAUCGCAGUGCUGGGCGGGCAGGCCGGGCCCGCAGCGCUGCCCGGGGCUGGCGGGCUGGGCACUGGGGCCGUGGCACAGGCCGGGGUGACGGGAGCGGCGCCGGGGGCACAGAGCGGGGCAGGGGCACAGCCGGUGUCGGCGGCGGGCGGGGAGCCGGGGGGCGCCGGGGAAGGGCCGGCCGGGGCACCCGCGGCUGCUGGGCCCGAGGGGAAGCGGGAGGCGGCAGCAGGGGGCGAGGCGCGGGCCGCGGGGCCGGCCGGAGCACGGCGGCCGGAGCCGGGCACGGAGCCGCUCGGGCACGCAGGGGGGCUCGGAGCGGGGGCGCUGGGGGAGCAGGCCGCUGCAGAGACCGCCCCGAGCAGCCCCGGGCACGGGGGAGUGGCAGCGAGGGCGAGAGGAGCGGGAGGCGAGGGGCUGUGCCCGGGCACCCCGCCACAGCCGGCAGCCACAGGGACAGCGCGGGGCAGGCACGGGCGGCAGGAGCCGGGCAUGGAGCGGGAUGCAGGGCAAGCCGGGGACGAGCAGCCGAGUGCCCCUGAGAACACCAGAGAGGGCGAGGUGGCCGCUGUGUCGGCCAGUGCCGGGCCCGCGGAGCAGAGGAAGGACGGCCCCGUCGGAGGGAGCCCGAGUGUCCCGGCAGCCGCUGACGGGGGCGACAGGAGCUGCAGUUCCCGUCAGGAUAGUGCAAACCCAGACCCACUCAUCAUGUCGUCAGAAGAGGAUGGGGAAGAAACCCUGCUCUGAGCUUUUCCUGCAGCCCCUCGGUGUUGUGUCCUGCCACAUGCUCGCAGCUGGCCGCGGGUUUGUGCCGGCUGGGAUGUCGCUCCUCUCUCUCUUCACCCUGUGAGUAGCGCAGCCACCUGUCACGUUUCACUGGAGCAGCUCCUCAGCGUGCAGCAGACAACUGGAACAAGCUUGUGUCUGCCAGCCCGGGAAGCAGCACGCCUUUGGAAGGAUGAGGACAGUAAUCACAAGGAUUGUUCCACAGCUGUCUGCCUUGUUUUUCUUGAAAACCAGAGAAAUACUGGGCUGACUGAACUUCCCCUCCUCCCCUAGGCGCCGCUUGCUCCUGCAGGCAGGCCGGGCUGUUAUCCUGGGAUCUUGCCCACCCAUCCCAGGGCAGGGGAGCCCUCCUGCUUGCACAGUGCCCCCGUGCCAGGAGCGUGUGGGGGGCUUCCCUCCCCUUGGGCAUCCAGGCUUGCUGCUGGCCACACUCCAGGGCAUUCUCAGCACGUGGAAAUGUUGAAAUUUGUUAAAUCAGAACAAUUGCAACAGGUAUUUGUAAAUGCAUAAAGCUUGACCUUCUGCUUUUGCUGGAGUCACUGAGGAGGAGUCAGUGGAGCCUCAGCUGAGGCUGCCAGGAGGGUGGUGAGUUCAGAGUUGUCUCAGCCUGGCUGCCCUUCUCUGCUGCCCAAGGCUCUUCUCAGCUCUGCUGCAGGGGCCCCAGGACCCUUUUGGGCCAGGCAAAACCCCUUCGGGGCUGGGUGUGCAGCAGCCUGUAGGCACUCCAAGCCUGGUGGGUGCAGCAGACUCAGCCCCACAGAGUGGGGACUGUAGCUGCCUUUACAAGGAGGGAAAAGACGCUGAAAUGAGCAGGAUUUUGAGCAGAUUGGUGCCGUGAGUCACUUCAGAUCAAUGUACGUGGAACUGGAAACUCAAACGUGAUCAAGUGGUUGCUGUGUGUUUGCUCCUAGAGACAUUCCUGUACUAGAGCUGGUUGCGUGUGUGUUUAGUCUGCACGUUUCAGAGGGUUGUGUUUUCUCUGUCCAUACCCAUGCCUAUGUGUUCACUCAGGCCUAUUAAAUACCUGUACCAGUC
Zonotrichia leucophrys gambelii is the source of this 6051-nucleotide messenger RNA. It is a transcript of the gene ERICH3, whose product is annotated as glutamate rich 3. Lineage: Eukaryota; Metazoa; Chordata; Aves; Passeriformes; Passerellidae. The transcript is spliced from 15 exons. The record is from RefSeq and is a predicted model, not a curated record. Bases 70 to 4977 code for a protein of 1635 amino acids.